Penicillium odoratum is the source of this 1707-nucleotide messenger RNA. Its product is annotated as extracellular lipase. Gene Ontology annotation, molecular function: carboxylic ester hydrolase activity. The coding region runs from base 1 to 1707 and encodes 568 amino acids. The transcript is spliced from 2 exons. The record is from RefSeq and is a predicted model, not a curated record. Lineage: Eukaryota; Fungi; Ascomycota; Eurotiomycetes; Eurotiales; Aspergillaceae.
AUGCAGCUUCUACUUACAGCUGUGACUGUGCUUCUGGUUGCUCCCGAAGUUCAAGCUGGAACCCAGCAUCAAAUUUCGGGACCAACUGUUCGCAUCCGGAACGGAACGAUUGUUGGCAAAUAUGUCGAGUCCCACGACCAAGAUCUUUUCUUGGGAAUUCCUUUUGCGCAACCCCCGAUCGGAGACUUUCGUUUUAAUGCACCUCAAUCGGUGAAUGAGACCUGGAAAACCCCUUUGAAUGCGACUGCAUAUGGCCCCCACUGUAUCAAUUACUUGCUGGGCUUGCCAAUGGAUCCCGCCGACCUCGCCACCAGGUAUCCUCAGAACGAGGACUGCCUGACGAUCAAUGUUGUCCGCCCAGCAGGAAUGAAUCCAAGCGCGCAUCUUCCCGUGUUGACCUAUAUUUUCGGAGGCGGUUUCCAAGAAGGAGGCUCCGGCGAUGCCAGAUACAAUGCCUCCGCUCUAGUUGAGAAGUCCGUUCAAAUUGGCCAACCGUCAAUUGUGGUAACCAUGAACUACCGUCUUCAGGGAUGGGGCUUCUUAGCCGGGAAUGAGGUUCGCAGUAAAGGUCUCCUGAAUCUUGGUUUACAGGACCAGCGACUGGCUCUCCAGUGGAUCCAAGAAAAUAUUGAAGCCUUCGGGGGAGACCACCGGAGAGUCACCAUCCAAGGAGAAUCCGCCGGUGCUGCUUCGGUGGGCUUUCACCUUUUAGCCAAUGGAGGACGAGAUGAGGGCCUUUUCAAUGCUGCAAUCUGUCAGAGUGGCGGACCCUACUACUUUGGCAGCUUUGCGCCAGAUAUUCAGUCCGAGAAAACCUAUGAAAGCGUUGUCAGGGCAACAAAUUGUACAGAUGCGAACGAUACGUUGAAAUGUCUUCGCGAUGCGCCUUUUGACGCAUUGAAUACCGCGUUUAACAGUCACUCAUUCCUUCCGGUUAUAGAUGGAACCAUCAUCCCCGAAUAUACCUCUACCGCUCUUGCCAAUGGCCGGUUUGUGAAGGUUCCUCUGCUCAUCGGUGCCAAUACAGAUGAAGGUAAGGUCUUUGCCGGCAUGGGCGUCAAUACCACUGAAGAGCUCGCUGAAUACAUUGCACAAUACUCAUAUGUUCAUGCCACCAACAAAGAAACCAUUCGUGAUCUGCUGAAAGCGUAUCCUGAGCCGGGCACCAACUCCAUCCAUGGUCAGUCGGAUGAUACCCUUCCAGUUUCUGCACCCUAUGGAGCUCAGUUUUUGCGCACCGCCAGAUAUACCGGAGAUGCAUUGUUCAUUGCCGGGAGGCGCUACGCGUGCGAAGUCUGGACUCAACAUGGCCUCCCUUGCUAUAGCUAUCGCUUUAACACGAUUCCUGGAGCCACCAAUCCUCUCUACCUUGGUGCCACUCAUUAUGAGGAAGUAGCAUUUGUUUUCAAUAAUGUGCUGGGACAGGGAAUGCCAUCAAAUGCUUUUAACGUUCAGCCCGUCGCACGCGAAGACAGCUAUAAGCAGCUGGGGGACAUUAUGAGCCGGAUGUGGAUGAGCUUUGCCGCGACGCAGUCUCCCAAUAACCACCGGGUGAAAUCAUUCCAGACUGUCUGGCCCGCGUACAACUUGAAGAACCCCCAGAACAUGGUGUUCGAUGGAAACGCCACGAGCUUUGUGGAGAACGAUGAUUGGCGUACCAACGCAAUCAAGUUGAUUGUCGAAAGAUCCCUGAAUUUCUCUCGUUAA